AUUACAUAUAGACGCAACGCGUCUAGGAGGGCUUUUACUUAUUUUGCUACCUCAGGUUCACCUUUCACCAGCGCACAAGUAUCAAUCAACAACUUAGCAGCUGCGUCCGCGCAAAAGGAAUGCAGUCAACCAUUUCUUCAAGACUGGGUACAUCCUCCAGAGUCCUUCCUGCAGCGCUUCCCGUGCUGUCCGCAGGCAUCCGGGUCAUCACAUGGCACGUCCACCAUGGCUGCAACGCCAGACGGGCUGCACUCCGUUGUAUCGCGACCUACACAUCUGCAAACGGUUCGCCUGCGGGCGCUUUACCACACUCCGGCCCUGCGUCCACCAGGUUGCAAACCGCGUCUUAUGGCGCCCUUCAAUCCUCGAGGUUAUGCCGCAUCACCGGCCUCUGCUCCCGCACCAACAUCAAGAUCGUCAACACAAACAUGCGCUGCCCUACCUGCCUCGUCGACAACGCCAGCAGCGACGACCCUUCGACGAUGUUCCCUGCUGUAACAGUUGACCAAACCGUCAAGCUGCUGCAUCACCAGUCCUCGCAGCCUUCGGACGACGAGCUGUCAGCUUCAGUUCUGUCCGGCCUGCCAAGCAACCUCUUGAGCAACAUAAAAGAACCCAGCUUUUCGCCGAGCUUAUCCAGACCCGUUAUCCCGCGAGGCUUCACCGCAUCCUCGCCCCUAACAGCGCCGCAACAACAACCCAACCUCCAAGCUUCCAACCUCGGGGCCGCCGCGGCAGCUAUCACCACCAUCCUGAUCUACCGCGCCCGGGCAUCGGCAAUGGCUGUGGUAGCCGCCUUUGCAAGCCGCCUCUCGGCAUCCACCACCCUGCCUUCCUCCACUUCUCCGCAUGCAACCCGCAUGACCCAUUUCGCCACGGGCUCCACCGUCGCCCUGCCGUCGAACCCCUGGGAGCUGGCGUUCGGCGCAUAUCGCACCCUCUGCACCGCCCCAAGGCGUCCAAGCUUCUCGGAUGCCACCACCAAGACCGAGAUCGGCACAGGUGCUGCUGUGGAUGAGGCGAAGCCCGCCACCGCCCCCACCGGCGUCGUUGCGGUGCUGCGCGCUUGGUUCCGGCGUACACGCGGGCGAGCGGAGGGCAUCUCGCGCAAGUUCCUGUUCAGGACACUCAACAAGCGCAUCAUCCGCCAGAUGGCGCGCCGCGCCACCAUCGGCCUCCCCAUCGUCGGCUUCUUCUUCGUGGCUCGGCUGCUGGUCAAGGACUUUGAGCGCGUGCGAGCGGAGGCAGCGGCGGGCAGGAAGUCCAUCGCAGGCCUCUUCUCCGUGGCCCUGGCCUGCGAUGCGGUCGACCUGGUGAGCCAGGCGCUGCUGCUGGCGGGGAUGGCGCACUCGCACUAUGGGCUGGGCCUGGGGGUGGCUGCUGAGUGGCUUGCGGCGGCCGACCACAGCACGGUGGCCAUGGCGGUUACCUCCUUCACGGCAGGAGUGACGGGUGAGCUGCUGACGGUGCUGCGGGAGGAGCGGCAGCAGCAGCAGCAGUGUGGGUUGGUGGGGGAGCUGGGGCGGCAGGACAUGAAGAAGGACUGAAAGGGCCCGCAAAGGUGCUGGGAAUGGGGUAAUCGUAUAUAUUCUAUCUUAUGUCGAAGGCAGCAACAUUGCUGUUAUGUGGGUUUUGUUUUGGUGGUGAUUAUGCUGUGCUGUGCUAUACGCAUUCUUUGUUUUUGACUGCGCCAUGCUUGUGGAGAAGCGGCCGCACAUGUGACGGUUGGCGAGCCAUGGACCCGGCAUGUGUGUGAAGAGGCGCAUGUGAGCUGCAGGGUUUCAUGGGAGGAUGCAGGCCGCAGGCUGCUUUGGAUGACCUUAACUACCGGCUCCAAAGGCAAUCUAGCUGAUCUAUUCAAGCUGCAUACAUAAGAAUCAAUCCAUGAUACAUCAUCCCAAACCUCGUCUAUGUAUUUAUCUGGCUCCAUUCCAUUUGGGUGCCGAACAUGUGCCGUAUCCCGGUCUGCAUGUGCGCUUGGUGGAAGAGUUUGAGCCUAGCUCUUUAGGGAUUGCAUGGGGCAGGCAUACAUACCGUUCCUUUGAUCCUGGUCCUAAUUUACCUGAUGAGUAUAGUGCGGGCAUAGACCCUGUUUGGUACUUCUUCCUGCUGUACUGUGCGUGCAGCGUUGUGACGUGUGGCUCUGUUUGUAUGGCUCGUUUGUGAUUAAUUCACCUCCGCACUUUCCUUUCAUGGCCUUUCCCUGUCCGCCGGGGCUGGCGGCACGGAGGUAAAGGCCGUGACUGCUUUGUGUGAUUUGGGUCGUCUUGCGCUUCAGGGUAUUAAAGUCGCUGUGUUUCUACCGUGCUGAGAAAGCCGUGUGGUGCCAGGCGGAAGCGUACGCGUGCUGUCUCCGUUGCCAGUACGUGCUUACCGUACUUCACAUCGAUGGCGUGCGAUGGAAGAGGGCGUGUAAAUGAAUAUAGUACAAGGGCAGUGUCUGCGCUUAUCGUCGUACCUUGAUCCUACCCUGGUAGUACGGCUUUAUAUUGUACAGCUACCGUAUGUAAAUAAUGAUACAUCAA
Molecule: messenger RNA, 2525 nt
Organism: Astrephomene gubernaculifera
Lineage: Eukaryota; Viridiplantae; Chlorophyta; Chlorophyceae; Chlamydomonadales; Astrephomenaceae
Source: the annotation of a GenBank genome assembly